AUGAAGGCGGCAUCUGUCCCUCUUCGGGUGUCUGCCUUCUAUGGGCAGCGGCAGUUACCCCUCAUUGGCCCAUGUGGUGUUGCACACUCCAGCAACAGGAGCAACACGUGCUGCUCUUCCUCCUCCUGUAGCUGUGUUGCCAUAGUGGCAACACAGCGCAUUGGUAGACUUGCUGCUUGGGCAUGCGCCGCUUCUGUAGGAAAACCGCUGACAGGCCGACCAGGGGCAGGAGCUUCUGCAAGAGAAGCCGAAGCAGCAACAGCAGCAACAGUUGCUACUUACACAACACCUGCUACAAGGACAUGCGAUGCAGCGGGCUCAAGGCAUGUAUUUCCGGUUGAUUGCUUCAAAACCAACAGUCUACGAUACUACGUUGGUGCAGCAGCAGCUGCUGCUCCCGCUUCUGCUACUGCGCCUUGCACUCCAAGGGCAAAUACUGCGCCAGUUAUAGUAACCCCCAUAACACCGCAGCAUAGGCAACACGGAAAGAAGCAGGCGCUGCGACUGCUGCAGCAGCAGCAGCUGAAUCGGGUGCUGUACAGGCCCCAAUGCUUAGAGGCAUUCGCUGCGGCCCCAGGAUCAGAUGAAGCAGCAUCCUUUGUUGUUGCCACUGCAGCAGCAGGUUCAACGAUCGAAGCAACAACUGUAGCAACAAGCGCAGCCGAAGAAGCAGCAGAAGGAACAGCUGCAGCAGCCGCCACAACAGCAACAGCAGCAGCAACGCAGAGGAACAACGGCGAAGGCAUUGCAGCAAGAAUAAGGCAUGCAUACCUCAGGGGAGACUGGCGUUGCCUUGCUGCUGCUGCAGAAGAGUCAUUGCUGCUACUUGAGCAGCCGGUGCAACAGCAGGCCCCGCCUUACAGCGGCAAGCAUCUGGCUGCUGGCCUGAUGCUACUGUCUCUGCUGCGCCCUCCCCAGAGGGACGAGCAGGUGCAACGGCUCUUGGCGGCUGUAGGGGUGGCGCUGCAGCAGCUGCACCACCACCAGCAGCAGCAGUUUCCGUUUACCCCUGGGGAAUGCGCUACGCUCGUUGCUGCCCUCGGGAACUUCGGCUUGAGUUCAGUCUCUCAUAUACUUCUUUCGUGUCUAGCGGAUGAGCCGCUGGAGAGCAGCACUGCUGCUGUCUUGUCUUCUUUAUUUGUUUCUGUGUACAGGCAGCAUCUUCUGGAACCAGCUAACGGUGCUGCUGAUGCCGCUGCUGCUGCAUCUGUCUUUCCAUCGGAAAAGUCUUCUAUCCUACUGCGGCGAAUGCUGCAGUGCCAAAGCCUGUCUCCUGCACAAACAUGCUCUGUGCUGCAAGCAGCAGCCUAUGCAGCCUUCUUCCCCAAGGGCGUCGCUGUGCUGCUGGUGCCUGCACCUCCUGCAGCAGCCACCCCUGAUUCUGGUGCUGCAGCAGGUGCAGCAACGCAAGCAGCAGUCGCAACAGCAGCAGCAGUAGCAACAACAGGAAAAAUGGGAGGAGACGGCAUAUCUUCUCCUGCCCCUGUUCACAUUGAGACUCACCCCGGCUCCGUUGAAGCUGCAGAUACACCCGAAGUUUUGGGGCUCGCCGCUGCAAUUACCGCAGCAAUCGAGAAAGUCACAGUGGCGCUCAAGAAAAGUUGCAGCAGCACCAACAGCAUGGAAAUGUUGCCCCUUGACAGCAUGUUCCGCCUAACGGAGGCCUUAGUGUUGAGGGACAUUUCACUCUCUGUGCAGCUAAAUUCGCUCGCUAUGCAACAACAGCUGCAGCAGCAAGAACAGCAACCGCAGCAUCUUCAUCAAGAGGGGCAGGAACAGCAACAGGUACAGGAAUUCUACAGAACGUAUAGGCAAGAGUUGGACGCUCUAGUGUUGCUGCUUCUGGACGCCUUGUUGCAACAGCAGCACCUUUGGGGUAUAUGUACACCUCAGGAGAUGCUGUUCUUCUUCCUUGCACUGUUGCGACUCUUUGGCAUCGGCAACCCAGAGAGGCUCGCUCUUGCUGCGGCACUUAGUAGUCAGCAGCAGCCACAGCAACAGCAGCAACAACAACAGUAUAUGUGGCAGCUACAGGAGCAGGAACAUUUGGCAGAGACAGUCUAUGAGGGCAUAAGGCGGCUUUGGCUGCACGUUUCUCAAACGAGCAACAACACUGGCAGCGGCGACAGCAACAGCAACAGCAGCAGCAACCGCAGCAGUCCAGUGGAAGCUGCCCUGCGGUUGCGGGUUCUCUCACUGCUGUGCAGCAGCAGCAAGACGUAUGGAAUAGUCCCUUCAUGUCCUGCUCCCUACGGCGUUGCUGCAGCUGCUGCUGCUGCUUCUCCUGGCGCAGCCUCGUUCGGGGCGGGUAUGCAGCAGUGGGGACAGGAACUUCUGCUGCAAUGGCAGCUUACUGCUGCGGCGAACUUCACGCCUCUGCCUGCUGUUGUGGUGCAACAGCAGCAGCGGUCGGAUGCGUAUUUGUUUCUCAAGCAGCAGCAGGAGCGCACUGCCCAACAGCAAGCAAAGGUGGCGGCGUUGCUGCUGGGCCCCGGAGCUUCUGCUGCUGGAACGUCUGCUCCUGGUGCUGCCGCCGCUGCAGGUUCGGGUGGUUCCCGAUUAGCAGCAGAGGCACAAUCAGCUCCAGCAGCAGCCCUUGCCGUCCCAGCAAGCCCUGUCCUUUCGGUUCUGCAAGCAGCGACAGAUUCGGUUUUCCAUUUUUCGUCUUCUGUCUCUUCUGUUGCGCUGCUACUCCUGCGCAGCUUUAUAGAAUUGAACAGCCUGCAACACCAGCUUGAUGCGCCUCUCGCUGCCCAGAAGCAACACGCAGAAGCGUGGGAGUUGCUACUUACCUGCAGCAGAGAGGAGUUGCAGCCACAGCAGCAAGGAACAACAUGGAGAGCAGCAGCAGCAGCUUUCCGAGCUUCUGCCUUCCUUCACCUUUACAGAAGUUUGCAGCGGCAGCGUCGUGGCCUGCGGAGCAAGCUGCUGCUGCUGCAGCAACGAGAGCAGCAGAAGGAUAAUGAACAGCAGCUGCUUCAGCAGCAGCUGAGACAGCAGCUUAGGCAGCUGCGACAAUCAAUGCAUUCUUUGCGCCUCCAGCAGCUGUCUCUUUUGGAUUUUCUGCUGAAGCAACAGCAGAAGGAAAGACCUUUGAAGGAGACGGCAGCGGUUCUCGUGAUGCUUGCAGGACCUAUAAGGCAGUUCACCGUCGCUCGGUUUGCUGUCGUUGCCUUUGGCGUUUGUUGUUUUGUUUGUUUCUGCCCCGGAUCCCUCUCCGAGGAGCUUCUGUCGUCUGUGCUUCACGCUGCUGUCGCUUUAGUAGAUGUACUGCAACCCCGGGAGGUGGCCGUGUGCCUGUACAGCCUGCGGCCGCAACCGCAGGAGCAGCACCAGCAUUCACAGGUGCUGCGCCAGCUACAACAGACCCUGAAGGGGAAACUGCUGCAGCGAGGAACCUUGUUGCUGCCUUCCUUCCCUCCAGAGGAACUGCUGCUGUUUAUUGCAUCUGUGGGGGAUGGACAGCUAGAGCUGCUGCAGCAGGCCUUCGGGUGUAUGUACACAGCAAUUCCUUUCUACACACCUCAACAAUUGGCGACGCCUGUGUGUGCAGUGGCAGAAGCCCUCACCUCCACUGCCACACUCUCCCAGCCGUCUGCAGAUACUGCAGCACCAGCAGCAGAUGUAGGUACCACACAAGCGGAGCUGCAGCAUGCUGAAAAAUAUCCUAAUGAUGCAGGUGCAGCACCAAAAAACACAGCUGCAACGGUCAAAAUCGCAGCAGCAACAGGCCGAGCAACAACAGCAACAGCAGAACAAGCUACGAAAAUCAGUAGAACCUCUGCCUUGUCGGAAAUCGAUACGCUUACUAGGGUUGCUCGAGCCUGA
Messenger RNA from Eimeria maxima, 3828 nucleotides. RefSeq lists its product as hypothetical. The transcript is spliced from 10 exons. The record is from RefSeq and is a predicted model, not a curated record. The coding region runs from base 1 to 3828 and encodes 1275 amino acids. NCBI's taxonomy places the organism in Eukaryota, Apicomplexa, Conoidasida, Eucoccidiorida, Eimeriidae.